Messenger RNA from Teleopsis dalmanni, 2566 nucleotides. Its product is annotated as RUS family member 1. The coding region runs from base 547 to 1800 and encodes 417 amino acids. The transcript is spliced from 7 exons. NCBI's taxonomy places the organism in Eukaryota, Metazoa, Arthropoda, Insecta, Diptera, Diopsidae. The record is from RefSeq and is a predicted model, not a curated record.
UAUGCAACCCUGUUAAGUUAAGUUUCGUUAAGUUUGGUGUUGUUAUUUUGUUUUGGAAUGCAGAAAGAAUUUUCGCACCUGAGUGUUGGCUGCCAAAAAGUGAAUUUUGUAAAUAAACGAAUGAAGAGUGAGCGACAAGUCAAUUAUUUAAGGAAAUUUUGAAAAUGAUAUGUGAUUUUUAGUUAGUCUAAGCGAUAAAUACAGUAUAAAAGUUAAAUUAAAAAUGAAAAAGUAUGCAGACGUCCAAGUCUAUGUCUUUUGUGUAGAAUGAGGAGGCAAGCGAAACUCGGCGACGUCAGCAGUGAAUUGAGCAGCGACGUGUUAGAGCAAUUAAAGUAAACAAAUACUUAAUUGGUCAGGUGUGAUAACUGUAACCUUACCGUCAUUUAACAAAACAAACAAAAUAUAAUAAUACUUAGUUAUUUUGGUUGUGAGUGAAAUUAUUUUAAACUGUUUAAGUGCUGACGUACGCAGUUGCAGCUACUACCACACAUUCAAAGCCAUCAACGAUUAAUCCAUAACAAAAACAAACAACAUUCGAAUACAAUGAAGGUACAUUUUAGGGAACAUUACGGCACCAAAGGCGAGGAAAUAUUAUAUGUAACUCCAGCUGAUCAAAGUAGAAUAGUGCGUGUGCCGUUGCGCGGCGACAAAAUAGUGAUACAAGAGAAAUUUUUUUUAUUUCGUAUAUUACAAAGUGUUUUCCUGCCCAAAGGCUAUCCAGAUAGUGUUAGCUGCGAUUAUGCUGCGUAUCAGGUGUGGGAUACUGUACAGGCAUUUUGCAGUACAAUAUGUGGCACGCUUUGUACGCAUGCUAUACUAAAAGGCAUUGGAGUGGGUAAUGAUAACGUAAAUGCGUAUUCGGCUACUGCUACAUGGAUCUUAAAAGAAGGCAGCGGCCAUUUGGGUCGCAUAUUUUUCUCUUGGUGGAAAGGCUCGCAAUUGGAUGUGGAUUCAAAAAAGUGGCGCUUACGAGCUGACUUCUUGAAUGAUAUGGCAAUGGGCAUUGAAAUUUAUGUGCUUCCCAAAUAUCCACAUCUAAGCACGCAAAUACUUUGUUGCUCGACGGUUUUAAAAGCAAUUGUUGGUGUCGCUGGCGGUGCCACGCGAGCUGCACUCACACAGCAUCAUGCUAUACGUGGAAAUCUGGCUGAUGUAGCUGCCAAAGAUAGCUCUCAAGAAACGUGUGUCAAUUUAGUUGCUUCUUUUAUUGGACUAUAUAUGCUAACGUUAAUAAAAAGUCAACCGGUGUUGUACGGCGUCUUUGCUGUUGUUAUCCUCAUACAUUUAUAUGCAAAUCUAAAAGCUGUCAAAGCAGUUUGCUUGCGUACUUUUAACGAAUCUCGAUAUCUGAUAGCAUUGGAAGAGUUCUUCAGAUCAGGACGCAUGCUUUCGCCUGCACAGGUAAACAAAUUGGAACGUGUUACCAUAGGACAAACUGUAUCAGUGUCAUUGAACUUGAACUUGGGUUUAUCGAUUAAAAACUUGAUUGAUGAGUAUCAAAGUAGUCAUGUGAUAGAAAACAUUGUUUCUUCAUUUGAUCCACGUGAACACUUUAUCAUAGCUGAAAACAAAAAGUUUUUAGGAGUUUAUUUGCAUUUUGAUGCGAGACCACAAGACGUGCUUAAAGCAUAUUUUUUUGCUGUAUCAUAUUUGCAAGAUCGUAACCAGAUCAAAGAAAAAUAUUGGGAAGUGCAAGCUAAAUGGCAGGAAUUCCAAAAUUUGGCUCAACAAGAGGGUUGGCUGGUAAAUCAUCAUUUACUUAUGGUAGAUGAGUAUCGCUUAGAUUGGAAGAUUUAAAAUAUGCAGUAAACAAAUUAAGUAAUUUUGUUUUUAGAAACAUAAACGUUUGGACCAAAAUGAAAAUGCAUUAACUUAAUAGGCUCCUAAUUGUUUGGCAGGGAAUCUCUACGUAACAGUAAAAUCCGAUAAGUACUAAAUACAACUAAUAACUAUAUAGAUAUUAUUUAUAUACUCCUUCAUGUUAACCUUACCUUGUGUUUGAUUUAGCCGUUAGCCAAUUUUUGCGUUUUUUAGUCGAAUUUUAGAAUCUCAAAUUUUUUAAUCUUAAAUUCAACCAAAUUUCCUUAACGGGUUGUAAAUCAUGAAUUUAUUCUAAAAAUCUCGAAAUUUAUUUUAUGUUAUAUAACUUGAUACUGAUCAGUUAUUGUGUUGAGUAGUUCUAAGGUAUAUUUAUCUGUUUUUUAUUUUUUUAUGUGAAAAUAAUUGAUAUUAAAUACAUUUUUUUAUAUAUAUUUGUUGCCAUGUCGUUCCGCCGUCUUCGCGAACGCUAAAACUCCUUUAUAUAUAUUUAUUAUUGUCUUACCUUAUCCAUUGUUUCAUUUUUUAUUUAGUUAUUGUGAGAGUAACGCCUAAUAGUCUAAUGAAACACUGAAAGAUUUUGUUGGUAUAGACUUAUUAAUAACGUUUUCUUGAGACUUGUAGCGCUGGUUCUUGUCAACUCUGAACAUCCGCACAAUAGGUGUGAGAUUCACAGUUCCUUUUUUCUUCUUAGCAAAGUUUCUUUAAUUCUUUUUAUGCAAACUUACAUAGUUGAUAAUUUUAU